This is a messenger RNA of Hydra vulgaris (swiftwater hydra), 1662 nucleotides long. NCBI's taxonomy places the organism in Eukaryota, Metazoa, Cnidaria, Hydrozoa, Anthoathecata, Hydridae. The record is from RefSeq and is a predicted model, not a curated record.
AUGCCUUCUUCAACCGCCUCUACCAGUUCUUUAAUUCAUCCUGAACUGGAAAAAAUAGAAAUUGAUCAUCAAAAUCGCCAAUGGCUAUCCUUUUGCGAAGAUAAUAACAAAUUAUAUUGUUCAAUUUGUCUUGCGUACGGUGGGUCAAACGAAAAUAUUUUUACUAAAGGUUUUUCCAAUUGGGACUAUGUUCAUCAGUACAUUGAAAGACAUGAAACAAGUAAAUUUCACGAUGAAAAUGUUAUGAAUCAUUUUAUGCGCUCAAAAAAUACUUUAAACAUAACAACACAAUUUCGAUCAUUACGAAAAGAAAAUAUCAUGUUCAAUAGAAAUGUGCUAACCAGAGUAAUAAAUGUAAUAAAAUUAAUAGGCAAAAGAGGUUUAAGCUAUAGAGGAAAGAGAAACGAGAGCCUCUAUACAUUUGAUGACGAUAACGUAGAUCAUGGCACGUUUAUAGAAAUCAUUAUUUUAUUAAGCAAAUAUGACGAUACACUGAAAAAUCAUUUACGAAACUGUAUAGAAAAAAGUAAAAAAAUUCAUGAAUGUGGAAAAAGACAAGGAAGGGGUAACUUAAUUAGUUUUUUAUCCAAAACUACUGUAAAUUACGUAAUUGAAGCAAUUUCUCAAUUAAUAAAAAAUAAAAUUUCACAACAAAUUAAUGACUCUGGAAUGUACAGUAUCCAAAUAGACACUACACAAGACGUAAGUGUGCAAGACCAGUGUGUGGUUGUUGUGAGGUAUAUUAAUAAUAAUAAUAUUAAUGAAAGACUUUUAUCCACCAUUAAUAUGGAUUCAUCGACUGGUGAAUCAUUUUACAACGUUGUAAAAGAACUUUUAGAAAUUAACAAUAUCGAUAUAACAAAAUGUAUAGGUAAUUCUACGGACGGUGCAAGUAAUAUGCAAGGCAAAUAUCAGGGUUUUUCUGCUCACAUGUUAAAGUCAAAUGCUGAAAAUGUGCACGUAUGGUGUUAUGCACAUAUUUUAAAUUUAGUUAUAUCUGACAUUACUCAAUCUUCCAUAACGGUUGCUACAUUAUUUAAUUUGUUAAAUUUAAUUGCUGUUUUUAUUAGAGAAUCAUACAUCCGAAUGAAUAUGUGGAAUUAUUUUAAUAAAGAUAAUAAAAGAAAGAAAUUGAAUAUAAUUGGAGAAACACGAUGGUGGGCCAAAGAUGCUAUCCUUAAAAAAAUAUUUGGUAACUAUAACAACCCCAAAGAUGGAUUAUUUGUGGAAUUAAUACUGACGUUAAAUGAAAUUUCUUUAAAACCUAAUUUUAAAGCAGAAAUUCGCCAAAAGGCUAAAUAUUUUAUAGAUUCUCUAACAAAAUAUGAAACUAUAUUAACUGCUAAAUUAUUUUUAAAAAUUUUCGAAAUUACAACGCCAAUUUCCAACUAUUUACAAGAGAAAGGUUUAGAUUUUAUUAAAGCUUACAAUAUGAUUUCCUGUGCAAUUCAAUCUCUAAAAGAAAUAUCAAGAAAUUUCUGUGUAAUUAAUGAAGUUUCGGAUGAAUUUGUAAAUUAUGCCAAUAAUAAUUUAGAUGAAAUGGAAUGCGAUGUUAUGCUGGAAUCUAAAUUACCAGAAAUUAGGCGACGUCAGAAAAAAAUAAUGCCCGGAGAAAAAGCUUUGGAUGAAACUACUUCGAAUGCGUUGAAGAAUUUGAAGUGA